AUGUCUCCGAAUGUCUCUGUCCCGCUCUUCGGCCUGUUGCUGCUCUUAGUAGCAGUAAGCGCUUUCCCAUCGGCGUGGUCGCUUGAUUCUCAUUCCAUGGGACUGUCGUCCUUAGACUGGCCACGGUCUACUCCUGUCCGGCGAGAUGUCGAGCCUUUCACCCAAUACCCAAAGCGCGAUGAUGAUCAGGAUAUCCAAGAUACCUGCAAUCCAUUCUCCAUGAUUCAAAACUUCCAUGAGCCCAUUCACAGACUUUAUGCUCAAGGAUACAAUGUCUCCUUGGCUAAAAGAGUCAAAUUGGAAGUCCCUGGUGAUGACACAGACAUGGAUGUGUGGAUGAGAGAACGCACGGAAAUUACGAAACCAAUUGUUUGGGAAGUCAGCCCAGGAACCGACGCCAACACAGCAAUUUUCCGAAGAUUUGGAAGGAAUUCUUUUAGCCUCGGAACGAACGGUCUUUGUGGGUGCAGUUCACUGUGGAUCAUCAGCAGAAAAGGGGUGUAUGCAACUCACUAUUGGGAGAGUAUCUCAUUUGCGCCCGAGAAAGAAUGGAGAAACCCAGGCGAAACCAAUGCUGAGGUUUUCGAACGUACUGUCAUUGAUGGCCUCAAAAGUGGAAUCGCUGUCAAAGGCAAGCCAAUGCAGGCUAGGCUCAACAGAGACGAGAUUGCGGACGACCAUAUCAAGGCUUAUCUUAUUCAUCCUCAACGAACAUGGAAAAACACGCCCGCCGCUGUUGAAGGUUAUCGAGUGCAAUGGAAUAGAAUCAAGGACACCGUGAAAGCCAUCAUACCGGAAUUGGCGUCAGAUGAUAAAUGGGAAGAAGUCAUCUACAACCGUUUUCCCCUGAUGACCAAGAGAAAAAGAAGGCUGCUCUAUGGGUUGAGAGACGGAGGUAACCAUACCAUGACGACGCCUGGGAGUAGGCACGCUGAAAUCUUGAGCUUCUCAGAAGUGGUUAUCAGGAUCCUUGAACAUCACAGCCACAUUUCAGAUUACUCGCUACAGAGGAUACCUCAUCAGGAAGAGGCGCACUGGUUCCAGGACCAUCCCUUCAAUUAG
This is a messenger RNA of Colletotrichum lupini, 1062 nucleotides long. RefSeq lists its product as uncharacterized. The transcript has 5 exons. Lineage: Eukaryota; Fungi; Ascomycota; Sordariomycetes; Glomerellales; Glomerellaceae. Bases 1 to 1062 code for a protein of 353 amino acids. The record is from RefSeq and is a predicted model, not a curated record.